Messenger RNA from Anisakis simplex (herring worm), 624 nucleotides. The record is from the annotation of a GenBank genome assembly. NCBI's taxonomy places the organism in Eukaryota, Metazoa, Nematoda, Chromadorea, Rhabditida, Anisakidae.
AUGAACAAUUGGCCACUGCUCUAUUCUAGAAGCAAUCGCAACCGAAGAAAAAUUCAAAAAAAUGGAGUGUGUAUUCUACCAAAUGGACGUCCACUUAAGAAGGCGAUUCGUAAAGAGUAUCGUAUGAUGAGCGAUAAAGAACGUGAACGUUUUCACGCAGCCAUCAUACACCUCAAACGAAAUGGUGAAUUCGAUAAGAUGGCUAUAAUUCAUGCGCAGUUUUCGAUCAGUGGUGGUGCACAUUCUGGACCUGCGUUCCUACCGUGGCAUCGGGAAUUCAUGAAAAGAAUGGAAAUCGCCCUGCGACAAAUCGAUCCAGAUCUGUCACUACCGUAUUGGGACUCGACGCUGGACUCACAUUUGCCUGAACCAAAAGAUGCUGUUUUAUGGACGGAGGGUUUGUUGGGAACAACAGAUCAAGAUGGACAUGUCGUAACGGGGGAUUUCGCCGAUUUUGUUACUUUUCAAAACCAUCCGCAUAUAACACGAAAAGUCGGAGCGCAGGGAUUGCCAUUCCGAGACAGUGACAUUGAAUAUGUUUUAGCACAGCAUCGCAUUGAGAAGGUACUCGCUCACACAGCACCACAUGAGGUCGAGUCAUUUGCGUCAUUGUUCAUUGCGUAG